This is a messenger RNA of Coregonus sp. 'balchen', 10424 nucleotides long. The record is from the annotation of a GenBank genome assembly. NCBI's taxonomy places the organism in Eukaryota, Metazoa, Chordata, Actinopteri, Salmoniformes, Salmonidae.
AGUUAGCUACUGUCACAUGAAUGUUUUUUUUGCGAAAGCUCAGCUUGACAGUUUCAUGUCAAAUUUCACGGUUCUUAGUUUGCCAGCUGAAUCUCAAGUGGCAGAUUUCCCUACUAAAUAACAACGAGAUAUCCCCGACAGCUAUUUUAAAAUCUUCAAGACGACCGUGAUCUGGUAACGUCUCACGCCAAAUGAUUGUUAAGGCAAGAUAUAAUCACAUUCUCUGCUUGCUAACCUGAAUUAGCUUGCUAGCUUGUCAGAAUUGCUUACAUGCAUGACCCAGGGGUCAGCUGUUUGUCAUCAACAACAGAAAUCACAUGUCCUUGCAUAUUGUGUCAUGGUGCAACAUCAGACUUCUGACAUCUGUCUUCUUGUCAUCAGAAUCUCCUGCAUAGCCAUUAGCCAGUCAUGCUGCGAUGGAUACUUGGUGGUCGGGAUGCACAGGGGUCUGUCGAGGUAAUAGCUGGCUAACUAGCUAACUAUUUUGUGUGUUGUUAAUGCUAUAGUUACCUGGUUGACAACCAUUCUCUACUGUAACUCUAAGCAAAUGUGGUAUUGUACUGGCCAUAAUUCUUACAAUAAUUUGUGCAGAGAUAUACAUUUAUUUUCUCCACCCUUUCCAAGCUUUUCUCACUAUAACUCACCUUCUCUUAUGUGAUUGAAUUCACUGAGUUGCUUUUCAACCUACUGUCUCUCCUCAUAUCCUUUUCUCCCUUAUGUGUGCAGAAAAACCAUGUGCUAUUCAUUGGGGAGGAACAGCCCAAAAACUGGUUCACUGAACUGCAGGUGCUGAAAGGACAUUUUGACAUUGUUCGAUUUCUGGUGCAGAUUGAUGACUUCAGGUAAGCACUCCUCCUAUUCUCUCUCUCUCUCUCUCUCUCUCUCUCUCUGCCACUGCUCUCUACCCUCUGCUGGACUCCAUCUCUCAGUGUGAUUGACAGCAGAUCCUCUCCAAAAGCAAACUUACUGAGCGUGACAAGAGCUUAAUCAUCACCACUGCUGGACUGUGUGUGUGUGUUUGAUCUUCUCCGCAACAAAUCUUUACUGGGUUGUGUGUAUUUUAUACUGUAUGUGUGCGGUUACGCUAUAGUUUACCCCUUUUAUUAACCCCCGCCUCCUACACACCUGCUACCCCACCUGCUCUUCCACCCCCCACUGACCACUGAAUACAUAGUUAACAGCCUUCACAGGUAAUGCAUUGCUUGGUGGAAGCAUGCUGCGUGCUACAAUGGUACAGUGGGUCUGCAUAAGUGGUCUCAUAAGUGCUUUCUAGCUGAUCUGAGCGCUGUGUGUGUGUGUGUGUGUGUGUGUGUGUGUGUGUGUGUGUGUGUGUGUGUGUGUGUGUGUGGAGCUGGGUGGGUCCGGCAGGGCUUCACGCCUCGUCUACCCCAGUAAUGACCCCCUCCUCUGGGCCUCGUCCUCUCCAGACAGGCCAGCAGCCGAGGGCAGGGGCCGGAACAUUCUCACCAGAUUGCUUUUCAAGCCCCAAAAUGUAUCCUUUUCCAGCCCUCGUUCGCUGGAAAGACAGUUCCUUUUCUCUUCUUUCUUCUAUCUCAUCCUUUACUUUUUCUGAUCCCCUCAUCCUGUAGGUUGGUUGUAGAUUGGUAGGGGUCAGAGGUCAGGGGAAGGAGCUAAGCCUGAGGACAGGUGUUUUUAACAUCCCAGGGGAGGUAGUGGAUAUUGUGGACAGUAGCUUACUCUGUUUCACUGAAACACAUCCUUCUGGUUCACUCACUUGGAGUUGAUACAUAUUUUUUCUCAUUCAUAACUGAAGAGUAUUAGGUAAUUAUCACCAUCAUGCUUUGUUUUUAGCUGUGCUUUUAGGUGAAUAGCAGGACUGUAAGCAGGACCAGCGUUUGGUCAUGUCAUAAGUAGACAUUUCUUCCUCUCUUUGUUGUUUCCCAGGUUUGCCUCUGCAGGAGACGAUGGUCUGGUGUUGGUGUGGAACGUUGAGGUGAGGCUUCUCUCUGGGAGGGGAGAUUGAGGGGGGAUAUAGGAACAUACACACAUCUAAAGGCUUUGAGCAAUAGCUGGGUAAACUAUUUGAAACGAUAAAGCAAGAAUAAAGGGUAGUAGUGUUUUAGUAACACCAGUAGGUGGCAGUGUUGUGAAUAUAUUUUGUAUAAUACGAAUUGUCACGCGGGUGUGUGUGUUUGAGUGUUCUCAGACAGGAGAGAGGCUGCUGGAACUAAGGGGUCACUCCCAGCAGAUAACGGCCAUGACAGCCUACACACACACCAGUGGAGAGAACACACACACCUCCCUCAUCACCGCUUCCUCGGACCGCACCCUCAGUGUAUCCUUACCACACACACACACACACACACACAUACACACACAUGCACAUACACACACAUACAUACAUACAUACAUACAUACAUAUGUAAAACCCUGUUGUUGUGUUUCCUGAGUGUUGUGGUUCAGCUGUGGGACCCAGAGACAGGCAACAGGGUUCAGACCGUCUCAGACCUCCAGUCCUCUGUCAAGGUAUCUUCAUCUGCUUUUCAUCUGUUGGCAACACUUCAUUUACCCAACUGUUUACACUGUAAAGAAUGCAAAUUGUUACCAUAUGUUACCUAGUGCUGUGUGCUUUCUCAAGUUAAGUUUUUUUGGUCACGUGCACUAGUGCAGUGAAAUGCCUUUCUUGCUUGCUCUUUCCCAACAAUGCAGUAGUACAUAUUAGUAGUACUAUAAAACAGUCAAGUAGAACUAAAACACAUGAGAAAUAGAAAUAAGAAGAACAUGAGAAGUAAGCAAGCUAUAUACAGGGUCAGUUCCAGGGUCAGUUCCAGUACCAUAUUUACAAUGUGCAUGGAUACUGGAGUGAUAGAGGUAGAUAUGUAUAGGGGUAAGGUAACUCAGCAUCAGGAUUUAUGAUAAACAGAGUAGCAGAAGUGUAUAUGAUGAUUGUACAGUGAGGGAAAAAAGUAUUUGAUCCCCUGCUGAUUUUGUACGUUUGCCCACUGACAAAGAAAUUAUCGGUCUAUAAUUUUAAUGGUAGGUUUAUUUGAACAGUGAGAGACAGAAUAACAACAAAAAUAUCCAGAAAAACGCAUGUCAAAAAUGUUAUAAAUUCAUUUGCAUUUUAAUGAGGGAAAUAAGUAUUUGACCCCCUCUCAAUCAGAAAGAUUUCUGGCUCCCAGGUGUCUUAAAGGGAGUGCUCUUAAUCUCAGCUUGUUACCUGUAUAAAAGACACCUGUCCACAGAAGCAAUCAAUCAAUCAGAUUUCAAACUCUCCACCAUGGCCAAGGCCAAAGAGCUCUCCAAGGAUGUCAGGGACAAGAUUGUAGACCUACACAAGGCUGGAAUGGGCUACAAGACCAUCGCCAAGCAGCUUGGUGAGAAGGUGGCAACAGUUGGUGCGAUUAUUCGCAAAUGGAAGAAACACAAAAGAACUGUCAAUCUCCCUCGGCCUGGGGCUCCAUGCAAGAUCUCACCUCGUGGAGUUGCAAUGAUCAUGAGAACGGUGAGGAAUCAGCCCAGAACUACAUGGGAGGAUUUUGUCAAUGAUAUCAAGGCAGCUGGGACCAUAGUCACCAAGAAAACAAUUGGUAACACACUACGCAGUGAAGGACUGAAAUCCUGCAGCGCCCGCAAGGUCCCCCUGCUCAAGAAAGCACAUAUACAGGCCCGUCUGAAGUAUGCCAAUGAACAUCUGAAUGAUUCAGAGGAGAACUGGGUGAAAGUGUUGUGGUCAGAUGAGACCAAAAUCGAGCUCUUUGGCAUCAACUCAACUCGCCAUGUUUGGAGGAGGAGGAAUGCUGCCUAUGACCACAAGAACACCAUCCCCACCAUCAAACAUGGAGGUGGAAACAUUAUGCUUUGGGGGUGUUUUUCUGAUAAGGGGACAGGACAACUUCAACGCAUCAAACGGAUGAUGGACGGGGCCAUGUACCGUCAAAUCCUGGGUGAGAACCUCCUUCCCUCAGCCAGGGCAUUGAAAAUGGGUCGUGGAUGGGUAUUCCAGCAUGACAAUGACCCAAAACACACGGCCAAGGCAACAAAGAAGUGGCUCAAGAAGAAGCACAUUAAGGUCCUGGAGUGGCCUAGCCAGUCUCCAGACCUUAAUCCCAUAGAAAAUCUGUGGAGGGAGCUGAAGGUUCGAGUUGCCAAACGUCAGCCUCGAAACCUUAAUGACUUGGAGAAGGUCUGCAAAGAGGAGUGGAACAAAAUCCCUCCUGAGAUGUGUGUAAACCUGGUGGCCAACUACAAGAAACGUCUGACCUCUGUGAUUGCCAACAAGGGUUUUGCCACCAAGUAUUUUUACAUUGAAGUACUAAGUAAUGUUUUGCAGAGGGGUCAAAUACUUAUUUCCCUCAUUAAAAUGGAAAUCAAUGUAUAACAUUUUUGAAAUGCGUUUUUCUGGAUUAUUUUGUUGUUAUUCUGUCUCUCACUGUUCAAAUAAACCUACCAUUAAAAUUAUAGACUGAUCAUGUCUUUGUCAGUGGGCAAACAUACAAAAUCAGCAGGGGAUCAAAUACUUUUUUCCCUCACUGUAUAUGAGUGUGUGUGUAGAGUGCGUGUUAUGUGUGUGUGAGCAAAUGAAGUGUUUGAGUGUGUAGAAUGUGCAUAGAGACAGUGCAAAAAAUAAUAAUUGAAAGGUCAAUGUAGAUAGUCCGUGAAAAUCAAAUAUACAGAGAAAGUAAACAGAAAGAAGAGGGCCGAUGUCACCCCCCAUAUCCAUCCCUCCAUCAACCCCCCCAUCAUCACCCCCCCCCCCCCCACGCUCGGUUGACGCUCAAGGGUAGAUUGAAAGAUCACAAGUGAGAGUGCAUUGAAAUGUACAAAUUCAUAGCUCCGAAUGGUCAAAAUAAGAGAGGAGAGGUUGCCAGAUUUGAUCAAAUUUUGAUGAUUUAUUGCAUAAUAUAUAUAAUAUAUUGAAUUCUUUCUAAAAGUGUUUGUCAAAUUGCAGAGCCAUAAUUUGGUAGAGGGAACUUCUUUCCUUUUCCAAAACAACAACAACACAUUUUUUUUGUCGAAAUAAGACUGUAAGAGAUUAGUUGUUUUUGGGGCUUGGUUAAUCUGUUUAGGGUUUCUGACACUCCCAGGAUGAUCAGAAGCGGGUCUGGGUCAAUUAAAGUCUCCAGAACUUCAGAGAGGAUCCUAAAAAUUCCACACCAAUAACCAUGCAGGUUAGAGCAUAGGGCAAAGCAGUGGAGUAGUGUACCCUCUGCAGCAUGACAUUUAUCACACAUAGGGGAGGUAUCAGGAAAGAUCCUAUGCAGCUUAGUUUUGGAAUAGUGUAAUCUGUGUAAGAUCUUGAGUUGUAUAAAAUAAUGUCUGGAGUUAAUGGAGCAGGUGUGGAUAUACUCCAAGCUAUCUUCCCAGUCUGCUACAGAAAUGUCAGUCCCUAGCUCUUCCUCCCAUUUUGCCUUAAUGGUUUGUAGAAGGUGUGCUAACAGAUUGAAAAGCGUCAUAUAGACAAAAUAUCAGUUUGCCUGAGGUGGGACAAACAUGGAAGGUUUAGCAUUUCCAAAUGUAGGAAGAUGUUUUCUAACAUAGUCUCUAAUCUGUAGGUAUCUGAAAAAGUUACUUCUGGGAAGAUUAUAGGUUUCCCUCAGCAAAUCAAAGGAGGCAAAAGUCCCUUCUAUUUAAAAAUCCCCUAUGGUAUUGAUCCUUAGCUCUCCCCAUCGCUCAAAGGUGUUAUCAAGGUUAGAGGGGGCAAAGGAGGCAUUCCUCGCAAUAGCAGCAGGAAUUAUAUUGGUCUAAGGUCAAAAUGGACCUUCAUUUUCUUCCAGAUACGGACUGUGCUAUGUAUGAUAGGAUUAUUACUAUAAAGUGACAUCUCCAAAUUGAUGGGACAAAAUCACAGCACCAAUAGAGAAGGGGUGGCAAUCCUAACGCUCCAUACUAAGCCAGCUGGAUGACUGAUGUGUGUCAUCCAGCCAAAACGUAACAGCAUGGAGGUUAGCAGCCCAAUAGUAAAAUAUAACAUUUGGGAGAGACAAUCCUCCUUCCUUCUUGGAUUUACAGAGGUGUUUUUUUUAACCUAUCCUGUGUGUUUUAUAAUCCCAGAUGAAUGGAUUGAUAAUUGAGUCCAGUUGUUUAUGAAAGGAUUUAGGUCUGAAUACCUGGAUGUACUGGAAUAGGUAAAGCAGUUGCGGGAGGAAGACCAUUUUAAUGGCAUUCAUUCUUCAGAGCAGGGAAAUUGGGAGAGUUCUCAAAAAUGUUAUGUUUGCAGUUGUCAAAAAAAAAAAACACUAGUUUGCUCAAAACAUAUUUUUGUACCCUUAAGUGUGUGUACAUUACUGUAUUUAUACGUGGGAUAUUGUUUUUCAACAGGAAAAGUUCAAAAAGUGUGCGUCUUUAAAUGUUCAUUUGGGAGAGGGUUGCUAGGGGCAACAGUGCUGUUACAUAUCUUUCCUUCACUUGUUUUCACCAUCUAGUAUACUGUUUCUAUAUAUAUAUAUAUAUAUAUAUAUAUAUAUAUAUACAGUCAGUUCAGGUGAUAUUUAGACAUACUGUACAUGUCUUUUUAUGUCUGUGAACUCUAGUAUUCAUUAAAAUGUUUGCCAUAAAAGGUGACUGGGUGUGGGGGUGGGGUUUAUGCAACAAUGGUAGAAUUGUAAUUGAGAAGAUAAUUAGUCUCCAUAAGUUAAUUAUGACUGAUACCCUUCCCCAGGGGAUUAUAUUGUUUGGGUGGAGAUGUGUGGGUGUGUGUGUGUGUGUGUGUGUGUGUGUGUGUGUGUGUGUGUGUGUGUGUGUGUGCGUGUGUACUCUUAUCCUUCUAUCUCUGUUAGUGUCUGCUGGUGUUGGAGCGCUUGUGUGUGUGGGUGUCGGGGGGAAACGAGUUGUGUGUGUGGAACAGAGACUUCCAGCUGCAGUGUCAGAGCCAGCACCAUGACGACACAGGUAAUAACACAGAGAUAAUGUUAGGAUACAUUCAUUAUUAAUGCACUAUUCACAUAUUACCCUCGUGGUACACACAGAGAAACCAGGAUCACGGUUCAGUUGCAACAAAAGGGGAGCAAACAUUUUGAAAAACGAAGGGAGUACUGUCUGAUCUUGUCCAUUUAGCACAAACAUUUCACUCCAUUUGAUAAAACGCUUGCUGUCGUUUGUACUUAUUAAUGCAUUUGUAUCUCAUAUAUGAAGGGAUUCAAUGUUAGUCUUGUGUUGUGUCUCAAGGAAUCAGUGCCAUGGUGGAGUUGCCUAAGAACUGUAUAGCAGCAGCUAUGGACAAAGAGAUAGGUGAGUAGUACUAGUAACUGUGGUUGUACUCCUGUAUUCUUUUUGAACACUUGUGUUGUCCACGUAUCUGUUUUUAACUAAAGGAAACACCCUCUCCCUCCCUCUGCCUGUAGUGAUUUUCAGGCUGACCAUGUCCACUGGGGUCCCAGUUGUCUGUGGCAGAGGUCAGACGUCUAUCUGACCACCAGGAUAGCAUCCACGCUCUCAUCAACGUCAACGGUCAGCCUGGCCUUUGUCUCUUCAUCUCACAUUUACAUUUGACUUAUUAGUCAUUCAGCAGACGCUCUUAUCCAGAGCCACUUACAGUUAGUGAAAGGUGAGACAACCACAUAUCACUGUCGUAGUAAGUACAUUUUCCUCAAUAAAGAAGUUAUAUGCAUAUGACCUAGCAGGUCUGAUAGAGAUAGAGAGAGAGCACUGACUUUACUGAUGUCAAAUACACUGAGUGUACAAAACAUUAAGGACACCUUCCUAAUAUUGAGUUGCACCCCCCUACACCCUUUUUCCCCUCAGAACAGCCUCAAUUCGUCGGGGCAUGGACUCUACAAAGUGUCAAAAGUGUUCCACAGUGAUGCUGGCCCAUGUUGACUCCAAUGCUUCCCACAGUUGUGUCAAGUUGUCUGAAUAUUCUUUGGUUGGUGGAUCUUUCUUGAUACACACGGGAAACUGUUGAGCGUGAAAAACCCCAGCAGCGCUGCAGAUCUUGACACACUCAAACCGGUGCGCCUGGCACUUACUACCAUAAUCUAUUCAAAGGCACUUAAAUAUUUUGUCUUGCCCAUUCACCCUCUGAAUGGCACACAUACACAAUCCAUGUCUCAAGGCUUAAACAUCCUUCUUUAACCUGUCUCCUCCCCUUCAUCUACACUGAUUGAAGUGGAUUUAACAAGUGACAUCAAUAAGGGAUCAUAGCUUUCACCUGGAUUCACCUGGUCAGUCUACAGUAUGUAUUGGAAAGAGCAGGUGUCCUUAAUGCUUUGUAAACUCAGUGUAUAUUUCAGGUUGACUUGGUUUAACUUAAACUGAAGCUAAACCUUGACCGGGCAGUCUAGAAUUCUGGGAUUUGAAUUUCUGAGGUUCUACUUCACAAAUUCGAACUCUAUGGUAUCUUCAUCCUUCCCCUCUUCCUCCUCUUCCUACUCCUCCUCUACCACUUCCUUUUCAGAUGGCCUGUUUGCCAGCGGGUCCCAUGUUGGCGAGCUGAUCCUGUGGGACGCUGUUGAUUGGACGAUUAUGGCCUAUGAGCACAUCCUGUGGGAGGAGUCUCAGACCGACACCCAGGCUGAGAUCCGAUUAGCCGCUCCGAAACCCAGUGAGAUGUCCAUCCAACACCUGACAUCCGAUGGAGAGGUGAGUACCCAAAGUGUUUUGACAUGGUGAGCUUAUUUUAGGUUGAAAUGCAGUGUUGUUAAUCAAGUCAAGUCAACUGGUAUUUAAAGUGCAUUAUCACAAGGUCUCAAUUCACUACAAAUGAAUGAUCUAUUCUAUUUCUCCCUAGUUGAUGGUGGCUGCAGUGGGCAGUGGUCUGUAUGUGUACAGCGUCAUCACUAAGAGUGUCGUGGCCUACAGGAAGACAGCCCACGACUCCAACGUACUACACACCAUGCUGCUGCCUGAUGGGUAAUCAAAUCACACCUGCUCUUAUUAAGAGACCCACUGUUUGCUGUUCCCAAGCUCUUUAUCUCAGCCACAACAAUGUUAUCAAACAUAAUGGUCUUUAUCAGGUUUCACACGUUACCUGUGUUGUUCUCUCCUGUAAGGCACAUGUGUGUCACACUGCAGUGUUUUUAUAGGUUUCUUAUAGUGUGUGUGUGUGUGUUGCAGGGGGCUGAUGUCAUGCUCAGAGGACGGCAGUGUGAGGAUGUGGGAGAUGCAGGACCUCCUGUUACCUGCAGAACCAGCCUCUGCAGGUGAGUCGUACACACACACACACACACACACACACACACAGAGGAGUCAGUGUAGUGGUGGGAUCAAAGGAAGGCUUGGCUAGACAGACUAUGGCAGUGAUGUCACUAGCCUAGGCUAGCAUCUAUACUAAUCCUACACAGCUGCCUUUGGCUUUGAAGUGGAUUGGAGCGCUCCUCUGAGCCUGGGCUGUGGUCCUUUCUCUCUUUUCCUCUCCCUCCCUCUCUCUGUCGCUCUCUCUUUUUUCUCAGUCUCUUUCUCGCUCUCUCUUUCUCAUUCUGUUCAUCCAUCACUUCACCACAGCUCAGAGCUCAGAGUCUGUCAGUGUGACGCCUCCUUGAAGCACUGUCAGCACGCACGCGCACGCGCACACAGACAAAUCACAUUUCCUCAGUUGGCUUUUCUUUUUGCACUUCCACUAUAAUUUAUAAGGAAGGGAAAAUAUAAUUUUGGUCUUUUGGGAUUUUUAUUGACUUUUUAUUAUCCAUAUUAAGAUAAAUGUUUUCAUGUGAAAAAAUGUGACAAGCCCCUAGGGGCAGGCGGUCUACAGUCACGUCUUAUUGGAUGGUUGUGGAAUGUUUCUCAUCCCUGCUCAGAGCUGUGCCCCCUGCUUGACGUCUCGUGGUGAUGACGUCGUGGCUGAUAGAGUCCAUGUGCCAAACCUGUCUGGCUGCCGAGUCCAUCUGAAAAGUCACAGCAUCAGCUUUCUAUUAAAAUAUCUCUCUCUUCUCUCUCUCCAUCCUCCAGGGUUCUUUGGGAUGUGGACUUUCGGCAGGUCCAAUAAGCAGGCGGGGCCUCCAGUGAAAAAGGUUAUUGAACUCCCCAGUCUCAGAACACUGGAACUGACGGGCGACCUGAUUGGACACUCAGGGGCCGUGCAGGUAUGCUGUCACAGGUUUUAUAAACAACUGACAACAUUUAGACAUAAAUAUCCUAUCCUAUUUAUACAUGUUACCAUUUCUGUGUGUGUGUGUGUGUGUGUGUGUUUGUGCGUUCUUGCUUGUGUGUCCUCUCCAGAUGUUUAUGAGUUUUGGGGAGAAGGGUCUAGUGACGUGUUCUACAGACCACCUGCUGAUCGCAUGGAAGAACAGAGAGAGAGAGUCUCACCUCCGCAGUCUCGCCCUCUUCAGGAAACUGGAGGAGAACGGGGGGCUCUGACCCCCCACCUGUCAGUCACUAACACACUUAUUUAUGAUUUUACAGAACACGUUCUACUGGAAGUUACAAGGUUUUAAAGAGGGGUGGAAUUAUUUUAUUUUAUAGGUGUUCUUAUGUUGUUGGUUUCUAGUGGAGUCAUUAUUUCACUGUCUCUCAGAGGUUAAUGG